This is a messenger RNA of Musca vetustissima, 1653 nucleotides long. RefSeq names its product cytosol aminopeptidase-like. The coding region runs from base 1 to 1653 and encodes 550 amino acids. Gene Ontology annotation, molecular function: manganese ion binding; metalloaminopeptidase activity. Gene Ontology annotation, cellular component: cytoplasm. The record is from RefSeq and is a predicted model, not a curated record. Gene Ontology annotation, biological process: proteolysis. NCBI's taxonomy places the organism in Eukaryota, Metazoa, Arthropoda, Insecta, Diptera, Muscidae. The transcript is spliced from 3 exons.
AUGGCUUUGUUAACACGUUGUGGGCUUCUUAACGUUAGAACAAAAAACCUUGCACAAAUACGCCAUUAUGCCUCCCAAGCCAUCAAUCAAAUGAUCCAGUUGCAGCACACAGAAAUCUGUGCUGAUCCCCCCUCGAGGGGCUUGGUUUUGGGUGUCUAUGCCGAGGAGGAUGAUAAAAAUGAUACGGGAAUUUUAACACCAGCUGCCUGGAGAUAUAAUGUUCAAAAAACCGCUGGACGUCUGUUGGAAGUUUUACGUAUGUCUGGUCCCAUGCCCAAGGUGGGAGAAGCUCGUUUACUUUUUGCUCAGGAAACCGAAAAGAUACCCUAUUAUUCAGCUGUGGCCAUGAUUGGCUUGGGUAAAGAAUGUUUGGGUUUCAAUGCCUACGAAGUGUUGGAUGAGCAAAAAGAGGCCAUCAGAAGAUCGGUGGCCAAGGCCUGCAUGGAUUUGGCUCUAUUGGAUACGGAUCGUAUUGAGGUUGAGAAUUGUGGCCAUGCUGAAUCGGCAGCUGAGGGUGCUGCCUUGGGUGUUUGGGCCUAUCAAGAGCUGAGGGAUGCCAAAAAGCGUUUGGCUGUCCCAUCCAUUGAUCUAUACACCCACAAGGAUGAAGUGUGUGACAUAGAAGGUUGGCGUAUUGGUCUACAAAAAGCAGCAGCCCAAAAUUUGGCAAGACAAUUACAGGAAAUGCCUUCUAAUAUUUUAACACCCACAGCAUUUGCCCAGAAUGUGGUGGAGGUUCUGUGCAAGUCGGGUGUAAAUGUUGAAGUUAAGGUUGAGGGAUGGGCCGAAAGUCAAAUGAUGAAUGCGUUUUUGUCGGUGGGUAAGGCUUCAUGUGAACCUCCAAUAUUUUUGGAGUUAAGUUAUUAUGGCACCUCCUCGGAGGAGAGGCCAAUUGUUUUGGUGGGCCAGGGUUUAACAUAUGACUGUGGUGGCCUUUGCCUAAAGGAUAAGCAAGACCUUUUCGAAAUGAGAGGAGAUGUGACAGGGGCGGCGGUUGUGGUGGCCGCCUGUCGAGCCAUUGCCAAUCUACGAUUACCCGUCAAUAUACGAGGUCUCAUACCGGUUUGUGAAAAUGUCAUUGGCUGUAAUGCCUUUCGUCCGGGCGACACUGUGAAGACCAUGAAUGGCAAACAUAUCAAAAUUCAGGGAACUGACCAUGAAGAUGUUCUGGUGCUGGCCGAUACUUUGCUAUAUGCUCAAAAUUUCUGUCCUAAAACAAUCAUUUCGGUGGGCACAACAUCGCGUGCCAUGCAUCAGACAUUGGGUGAGGCGGCAAGUGGUGUCUUCACCAAUUCCGAAAUUUUAUGGCAACAAAUUAAGCAUGCUAGCAUGCAUACCGGUGAUAGGGUAUGGCGUAUGCCUUUGUGGUGGUAUUUUACCAGUGAAAUAACUGCAGGCGCUUCAUCGGAUGUACAGAAUUAUGGUGUCGGUACUGGUGGUAGACCGUGCAAGGCGGCAGCUUUUCUCAAAGAAUUUGUACCCUGUGGACAGUGGAUGCAUAUUGAUGCAACAAAUGUCAUGACCACAAAUGGCCGAAACUUUGAAUAUUUACGUCGUGGCAUGGCUGGCCGGCCCACAAGGACUCUAAUUGAAUUUAUAGCUCAGAGCAUUUGUAAAGAUACCGCACCCAAAAUGCCACGGAAGGGAAAGUAA